CUUUUUUGAUCAUUAAGGGGAAAAGGCUUCCCCAGCCCACCUGGCCCUUUGUGAAAAUCUAAUUGCCCAUCUUGUUAAUCAUGGAUUAAUGUGAUAAACCAUGUUUUUAAUUCAAUUUCAGUCACCACGGCGCGGCCCGUGGCCUGUAAAAUCAAGAUAUCACUUAAAUCGAAUCUUUCUGACGAUAUGAAGUAGAGCUCAAAAAGCAACACAUCAUACUCUGAUCUCAAGAACUGAGAUACAAAGUCAUUGAUAUGUUUCAGCCUGGAAAGGGGUACAAACCAACUUUUAAGGCUUUAGGAUACCAGCAAACAAACACAGUGAGAUCCACCAUCUACAAAUGGGGAAACUUGGAACAGUGAUGAACCAUCCUGGAAGUGGUUGGCCUAUCACAAUGGACCACUCAUCCAGGAGGUCUCAAAAGAACCAAGGAGAACAUAUUUAGCUCUGCAGGCCUUAAGCCUCAGUUAAGGUUGGAUUUCAGGAUUCAACAAACAGAAAAAAAAAAACUGACCUCCACGCGAGAGUUUCAUCGUAAUCUAUGACCCAAAAGAACAUAAAGGCCCGUCUCACAUCUACCAAAAAACACUUCGAUGAUCCUCAAGACUUUAGAAAAAAUCUUGAGUUUCAUUUUUGGAAGGUGUCCACCCUGUCAUAUCUGGCGUAAACUAGAACUAGAUGUUCUAUGUUCUAGAAACUAGGACAUGGUGGUGUGAAGGUCUGCGUCUGCUGUAGGACGGACAGCUUCUGCUAUCUGAUGGAACCAUAAAUUCUGUUCUGUAGCAUAAAAUCCUGAAGGAGAAUCUCCAGCCAUCCGUUCAAGACCUUAAACUCGUGCGUAGUUGGCUUAGGUAGUAGAACAAAUUAUUAAAAGCACACCAGCAAGUCCACCUCUGAAGUGCUAAAAAGAGGGGAAAAAAACAAAUGAAAAUUUCAGAGUGGCCUAAUCAAAGUCUGGAUUUCUAUCUGAUUGAGAUGCUGUGACAUGAACUUAAACAGGAUGUCCAUGCUCAAAAACCAUCCAGUGUGUCUCAAUUUAAACCGUUCUGCAAUGACAAGCAGGCCACGGUUGGUACCACAGUGAUGUUAAAGACCCAAAACACUUGAUGUCAGUUGUUGCUGCAAAGGGUAAAACAACCAGUUAUUCAUUCAUUUAUUCAUUUCAAUUAUUUUUUUCACAUAGGACAAGGUUGGUAUGGGUAGAUUUUUCCUUAAUAAAUGAAAUCAUAGCUUUUUAGAGUUACUCUGGCUGUCUUUGUCUUAUAUUAAAAUGUGUUCAGUGGUCUGAAACAUUUAAGUGAGGAAAAAAAAAAAGAAUACUUCACUCUAACACAACAACUAACAAGGAAGAAACAUCAGCGUUUUAAAGGUUUUUGAUCAAGAAUUUAUUCAUUUUUAUUUUCGAAAGUUGUUAAAUUUGAAUGAACAGUUUCUAAUUUACGGCUUUAGUUCAUUUGAUAUAAAUGUUUUACGAAGAGCUAAUAAGUGCCAACAUCAAAAAAGAUGAGUUGUUCAAGCACAAUGGUUCAUCAGAAACGUCUCACAAGUGUAGUAAAGUGGAAAUAAUGUCAAGAACUCCCUGUGGUGGACCACAGUGAACCAGGAUCAAGUGCUGGUGGAGACCAUCUUCAUCUGAAGUUAGAUCUGGGAACUACAUCCAACUUGACCUUGUUCCAAGCUUGAAAACCAUUGACUAAUUUAUAUUCUCAGUGACCAGGGUAACUACUAUUAGCAAAACAGGGGAAUAAAAUUGUAUUUCUCUGCAUUUUGUACUUUUAAAUAUAAAAUUGUAUAGCACUUGAGUAAAAUAGUUUUUUUUUAUUAUUAUGAAAACUGCCAAGAGUGCAAGAAAAUAUAUUUUUACAUUGUCUUUUUGUUGUUAAAGGCACGGCAGCCAUAUUGGAUUUUGAGUUGGAGCUGGUAAGAAAUGAUUGGAAUUCUGACUUUAACAGAACUAAUUGUUGAUUGAACAAACUCAAAACUUCAACUUCUGAGUAAAAAUAGAGCACAUAAUUAAAAGGCAAUCUUCAACCAGGCAUGCAGAGAGAGCAUAGGAUUUUGUUUCUUUUCUUUGUUGUUAAGGCAUAACACAACAAACUAAAACUAUCCUGGUGCUACAUGUAAUAAAAGACGUGAGCACUGCUGUUAUAGAUGGCAUCAGUUCUCCUUUUACAAACACACACUCUACAAAAUAAGACCAGUCCAGUAAUAAGUCCAGUGGUCCAUAAUUUACAGUUUCCUACACAUGGGUGACAAUUUCUGUAAAUUUGAUGCAAAAACGAGAAAAAAAUGGAAUUAAAUAAAUCAAUAUGAGACAAUAUCUGCUAAUGAUGACUCAUGGUUAUGAGUCAGCUGUUUAUAAAAUCUGGGCAAUCUCAUAAUUAUGACUUUGCUAUCUAACAGUUAGCUAACUUAUGAUUAUAAGAUACUUUCUUAUUAUUAUGAAUAAAUCACCUCCUAAUUAUGACUUAGCUAUGCCAUAGUUGUGGGAUAUUAUCGUAUAUAAUAACUUUGCUCUCUAAUAAUUUUGACUUGACUCUUGGAAUAUUUAUUUAUCAUUUAUAUUUAUGAAAUAAUAUCUCAUUGUUGUUAGAUAGCUUAAACAUGAGACUUUAAUUACGAGAUAAAAUCUACUAAUUAUAAUUUCUCAUAAUUAUUAGAAAGCAUCUCAUAACAAUUAUUUUAAUUUUAAUAUCAAGGUAGCAGAAAUGGGCUUCCAUACGUAGAAUAGAGCUCUCUAAAAUGCAAUUGUUUUAUAAAAUGACUCAAAGAUGGAGACCUGGAUGUUAUGUAUGAGACAGACUGAUGUUUAUCCCAGAAUCAUUUUCUGUAAGCGAGGAGAUCCGGAUGUUCUGGUGUUCUCCCACUGACACCAGCCGGCUGCUGCUCUGGCCAUGAGGAUGGAGCAUCAUCAGCAUCACAUGCUGCUGUACCUGCUCUCCUCCAACAUGGACCAGUGUUUGGGCCUGACGUCAGCCGUCACCGCCCUGCCUGCCUGCAGUAUCUGUGGCUACAAUUGAUGAUGGAGACGGGGAGCAGCGGCCUCGCAAUGAAGCCCAUCCGGAGGCGGAAAUAAGGCACAUUUAAACGAAGACAAUUUUUUGGAAGGAAAGGGGGAAAGGGGGACAACUUUCGGAUGGGGACAAGGCCACCAAUCUCCAUAUCUGGCCGGAGAAGCGAUGCUUCUCCGCGGCAACACGGCAGGGAGCGGCGGGCUGUGUCGCUCUGGUCUGGGGCUUCCCUAGUUUGGCAGAGCUCCUCUGAGCGCUGAGGAGGUCAUUUAGGUAAAUGUUUCCUAAACUGUAAUUAAAAAGAAACAAUGAUGGAAAUGAAGACGGGGGAAAUAGUCCCCCUUUACCAGGGUGGAGCUGCGGUUUAAUAAAUUAUGAGGCGUUCCGCUCGGCGCUCUCAGCCCUAAUUGAGGCUGGUUUAGAUGUUUAUGUCCGACAGAAACUCCAGCUGUCCUCCUCAACGCGCUGAUGUGCUGCCUCAAUAAUGGCACCGGAGCUUAUUUAUCAGCUGGAGAUGCUGAUGGCUGCUUUCUGGUGCGGGACGAGCCCUGCCUUUAACACGAACUACCCCGAUAGUGGGCUGUUUAUGCGAUCCGGCGCGGCGCUGCAAGUGGGCUGAUUCGGUUCUCCGCUGGGUUCGUAUGUGAUCUGAUUCUCCAGAACUGCUGAGCCUUUACGUUUCUGUGAAAUAUGCCCGGGCCUCGUCCAGAACAAAGUGAUGGAGCUGUCACUGUGCGCGGCGGUGGAGACCAGAUGUUGUGAGCAUAUAGUGGGGAACCCUUUCUGCAAAUAAGGCGCAACCGCAGGGAGAACCAUCAUGUCCAAAGUGGUCAGCAACAAGGAGAAGAAGUCCUUCAGCAAGAAGCUGUUCCGGAGGAGCUCGGUCCGCUCCGUGGGGAGCUUCAUGAACAGAGUCCUCCGGACCCUGUCCACUCUCUCUCACUUCGGAACCGAUGAGCAGGCCGCCGACGACGAGAAGGACGAGGCGGCUUUGAUACCGAGCACCACCGGAGGGUCCGUCCCGUCUGACGACAGCGACUGCGGGGGGUUCCCCUUCGGGGACAAGGUGCCGGGUGUCGCUGGACUCAAGAACCACGGCAACACCUGCUUCAUGAACGCCAUCCUGCAGUGCCUGAGCAACACGGAGCUCUUCGCGGAGUACCUGGCCCUGGAGCAGUUCCGGGGGGGAGAGGCGAGCAGCGGCGACAGCGAAAAGCCGAAGCCCAACGGGGGUCUGGUGCAGAAGAAGUGGGGCAGCCAGCAGCAGCAGGAGGCAGGGGAGGUGACGGAACAGCUGUCCGGGCUGGUCCGGGCUCUCUGGACCUUCGAGUACACACCUCAGCACAGCAGAGACUUUAAGAAUGUGGUGUCGAAGAGCGCCCUUCAGUUCAGAGGAAGCUCCCAACACGAUGCCCAGGAGUUCCUCCUCUGGCUGCUUGACAGAGUUCACGAAGACCUCAACCAAAUCGUCCACCCUGACAGCAGACCCCCCAGAAAGCCUCCAGUAGAGGCAGAACCAGUCCCUGAAGGAUCUCCGCUACCAGCACCUGGCUCUUUUGUACAGGAGCUGUUUCAGGCUCAAUACAGGUCUUCCCUAACUUGUCCUCACUGCCAGAAACAGAGUAACACGUUUGAUCCUUUCCUCUGCAUCUCACUGCCAAUCCCAGUACCUCACACACGACCUCUGUAUGUGACGGUGGUGUACCAAGGAAAGUGUUCGCACUGUAUGCGAGUCGGGGUGGCCGUGCCUCUCUCUGGCACCGUGUCCAGACUCAGGCACGCUGUGGCACAGGAGACCAAAAUCCCCGCGCAACAGAUUGUCCUCACUGAAAUGUACUUUGAUGGCUUUCAUCGCUCCUUCUGUGACGACGAUGAAGACCUUGAGAUUAUUCAGGAAAGCGACUCCAUCUUUGCUUUUGAGACGCCCGAGCUAUUCAGACCAGAGCAGAUCCGAUCUAAGCGAGGCGGUACAACGACAGGGAGCCCGCAUGCAAAUCUCAAUCAGAACAGCCUGAAGUACGGUACGGAUAACAACAGGAUCUCCACGCAAAUACAAGAGCCCACAACACCACCUCAGAGUCCCAAUAAGAACAGCGGACAGGCUGAGAAGAUCGUGCUAUUGGUGUGCAACAGAGCUUGCGCUGGACAGCAGGGACGCAGGUUUGGGAAUCCCUUUAUUCUCUAUCUGGAGCGUACAGUAACAUGGGACACACUGCAGACUGAGAUUUUGGAGAAGAUGAGGCAUCUUUUGCGUCCUGGUGCCAUUGUGCAGGUGGGGCCCUUCACUUUACGUGUGGUGGGAGUGGUGGGAAUCACAUACCUACUGCCUCAAGAGGAGCAGCCCCUCUGCCAUCCCUCUGUGGAAAGAGCUUUCAAGUCCUGUGGCCCAGGUGGGCCGCCUCAUGUCAAAAUUGUUGUUGAAUGGGACAAGGAGACAAAAGACUAUCUGUUCAAGAGAACUGAGGAUGAGUACAUCCCAGAUGCCGAGAGCGUACGCCAGGUGAAGGAGCAGCAUCUGCAGCCUCAGACCUGCACACUGGUCCAGUGCUUACAGCUAUACACCAAAGAAGAGCAGCUUGCCCCUGAUGAUGCAUGGAGAUGUCCACACUGCAAGCAGCUUCAGCAGGGCAGCAUCAAACUGAGUCUGUGGACACUGCCAGACAUCCUCAUUCUUCACCUCAAGCGCUUCAGACAGGACGGGGAUCGGCGUGUGAAGAUGCAGAACAUGGUGAGGUUCCCGCUCACAGGCAUGGACAUGGCCCCGCACAUGGUGAAGAGGAGCCAGAGCAGCUGGAGUCUCCCCUCCCACUGGUCGCCGUGGAGAAGGCCGUACGGCAUGGGCCGUGAUCCUGAGGACUACCUUUAUGACCUGUAUGCAGUCUGCAACCAUCACGGGACCAUGCAGGGGGGACAUUACACAGCUUACUGUAAGAACUCCAUUGAUGGACAGUGGUAUUGCUUCGAUGAUAGUGAUGUUCAUCCCAUAUCUGAAGACGAGGUCUGCAAGCAGACUGGUUACAUCCUGUUUUAUCAAAGAAGAGCAACGAUCCCAUCCUGGUCGGCCAACAGUUCUGUUGGGGGUUCCACCAGUUCCUCUCUGUGUGAGCACUGGAUAAGUCGGCUGAUGGGAAGCCGUCCUCCCAGCCAGGCCUCGUCUGGUUCCUCAAGACGCACCUCUCUGGCGUCUCUCUCAGAGUCCGCUGAGUUCACCGGUGAACGGAGCGAGGAUGAUGGCCUUUCUACCCGACCAGCAGUCAGAGGCAUGCAGAGGCAAACUUUCUCUUCAAGAUCGUCUAUUGCCAGCCCUCUUGUUCUGAGUGAAAAUGGCACAAAACCACCCUGGUCUCACUCAGCUAAGCUCCAGCUCCGUUCCAACUCUCCCUCACGCUUCUCCCUAGAGUCCCAUUCCUCACCGACUCUGGAGAGGAUAGGAGAGGUGGUUGAUAUCCAGCCGACAGCCUUGUGUUUCACUGGUUCACCUAAGCCAGAUAAAAUGUCGGGGGGGAAGUCGGCCCUUGCUGCUUUGGACACCAAUGUGGGAACUAAGAGGCUAAUAGAGCAGGGGCGCUUCAAGUCUGUGGUACAGGCAGAACAGAGGAACUCGAACCCAGCAGGGGAAAGCAACCAUGCUGAGCAGAUUAGUCCUCGACAUGGAAUAGCCCCAAAGGAAGCGAAGCAAAGAAAUGGGAGUGCAGAAAGUGUUGGCAUCAAAAGGACCUCAGGCAAGACUGGGUUAGAAGCUGAACGAAGUCCCAGGAAACGCCCUCCCACUUCCUCAACAUCAUCCAGCUCCCUUUCCCCGGCGUCUCCAGCCAUCAACAAGUCACCGUCUCGAACGCAGUCCAAGGGUGCAGCAUCUGCAUUGGACUCCAAGGACAAAAGCACUGGACCACCUAAAGCAAGUAAGGGAGGUUCUUCAAGAACAGCAACCCCUUCCAAGAAAACAUCUUCCCAAAGCGCAGAGUCAUUGCAUCCUGACGCACAGCAGAGGAAGAGUGGUUCUUCAGGGUUACAGAGCUCACAGCCUCAGAAGAGGACAUCAAACAGAGAAGGCGGGGAGAAAAACUCAGCUGGAGAAAGGACUAAAGCAGCAGACAGGAGCACCAGUCGUGAAUCUUCACGGGCGAGUGCACUGUCGGAUAGAAAGGUCAGCCAUGGGGCUCCUUCCUCCAGGCUGAGUGCUGCGAGUAGAACUGAAGGUAGGCCCGGCAGAGCUGUGGAGGACAGGGCAGCAGGCCGGAGCUCAAGCAGUAGUUCCUCCAUGGCUAGCCUCCGAUCCUCAAGUGUAGGGGUUUCCUCUACUAGUUCAGCUCCGUCGUCAAGGGGACCUCGAGGGACGAGCAAGACAGAAGACAAAGGUCUGUCCUUCUUCAAAACUGCUCUGAGGCCCAAGGAGAACCGUAAACCAGGUGAGAGUGGGAAAUCAGGGGUGGGAGAGGUCAAAGCAAUUCCAGAAGAAAGUACUGGUGAUGCAACCCAGCGUGCUGUGAGCAAAAAAGUUCAGAAUGCAGGUUCAGAACAGCAUACUACAGCCAAAGAUAAGGAAUCCUCUAAAGUAUCAGUUGCAGCUAAACAUUCACUGCUGCCCUCCACAAAAUCCAAGCUCCCAGAAGCACAAACCCAGUCUUCAGCCGUCACAAAGGACCCUUCGAAGAAAGAGCCGGCCAAAAAGACACUGCAGUCCAGGAAAAUUCCAAUCAAUUCCUCACAAACUAGCCAGAGAUCCAAGUGAUGUUACUUCAAAGGUCUGAUGAGAAUCUUUCUAGUGCAGCUCUGAGGUGUUUUCUUUUUUUUGCCAUCCGACAGACAUUUUUAAAACACCCGUAACUUUCCAGUGCUUACGGAAUACCAGCUGCCACAGAGGACGCUUACCUACAAAUUUAUUUAGGAAUGGGUUUUAAACAAAGCACUUUGUAUGGAUUGCAUUAAUUUUAAAGAAUAUUAUACUGUAUUGUAAAUACGCAUGGACAUGUAUGGAAAUUAUUGCCUUGUUCUGUCUGUAGCACUGUUGGGAGAGGAACAUCUCAGUUGGCACUGAAAGUAAAAAGUGACUUUGCAUAAGAUGGAAAGCAGAUACGAUGACUGAGCAACAUGAAAGAUAGACAGCUCCGUCACCAAAGGAUGUUUAUGGAGAUUUUCAACAUGCUGAAGCGGUGAAUAAUUUUCUGAAAUCACUUUGUACUGCUCUCCUUCAGUAUUGAGAGCCAUAUGUCAACAACAAACAUCAGUGCCUCAGAUAAUCAUUAGAAAUAUUUCCCCGAAAUUGUUUAACAUGCAGGUGUUGGGAAAUUUGUAAUUAAAUAUAUUGACAUUAACUAAGCACUGAACCUGUAAGUUUAAGUAAAACACAAUUAAGCCUAUUUAACCUGAACUACUGUUUACAUAUGCUCUUUGGUGUAGAAACUCUGCAGCAGCCUUUAAGACCCAUUUCUUUUACGUCCAGUCAAAAAUCUGUCCUUGAGAGGCUGGGAAGAGGUGUUGCCGGCAUUAACCGAUCGGAAACCCGGGUUGGCAGUGGCUCUUAAUGCUUCGUUUACUGGUUGCAACCUGUAAGCUGUUCAGACAUCUCCCCACCUGUUGCCACCUCUGCUAGCUGCUGAAACUGACCUGAGAUGCCCAUGUUUGUCAUAGGCAUCGGCCUCUUCAGACUGCCAGACAUCUCCGAACAUUCCUCUCAGAUCAACACAGGGUUAAUGUAAAGAAUAGAGAAAAAAACACCUCACACGCAACUGAACAACUCAUUUAAAGACAGCUGGGAUGUCUCCGCUGAACACCAUACUUGUACAUAGAGCGCUAUGGUGUGUUUUAUUCAGCACAUCCUCUGUUAUCACAUUUGACAUCACAGCUUGUGCACAUUUUUAGCUUGAGAGUAGAUCAGCACCCACUGUGUUAACACAGGCUGAGAAGAAUUCAUAGUUCUCCAAGUGUACGGCAGUUGUUGCAUGAUGUAUUGCUUAUGCAUGCACCCAACUAUGCAAGCAGAUUCACUGAGUAUGUAGAAGUGCUACUCUUGGAUGUGUUUUUUCUUUGUAACUAGAGUUCUCCAAAUGCCUGCAUCAGAGAGCAUGGGAAGGCAUCUUCUAUUAAAGCUUUGUUUGCACAUUCCUCCAAAGUAAUACAUGUUUUGUAUGAAUGAUAAGUAUUGCUCAUUUGUCUUCUUAAAGUAAAUCCGCUCACUUGCAAAUGAA
Girardinichthys multiradiatus is the source of this 9199-nucleotide messenger RNA. RefSeq names its product ubiquitin carboxyl-terminal hydrolase 31-like. The record is from RefSeq and is a predicted model, not a curated record. Gene Ontology annotation, biological process: protein deubiquitination. The coding region runs from base 3829 to 7743 and encodes 1304 amino acids. Gene Ontology annotation, molecular function: cysteine-type deubiquitinase activity. Lineage: Eukaryota; Metazoa; Chordata; Actinopteri; Cyprinodontiformes; Goodeidae. The transcript is spliced from 16 exons.